AUGGGAGUCUCUCAGGACUCCUCCAGACCUAUUGUGGCGUCCAUUCCUCCAUCGCGAAGUAAUUCCUCCCGCUCCAGCAUACUCAGCGCCAAGUCCUCCAUUCAAUCAAGCAUCUACUCUCCCUCCACCCAAGAUGAAUUUUCUGAGAUUGAAGCAGUCAUGGCGAAGCUUGAAAAUAAGCAACUGGCUACUCAGAGAUUCGUUCCAUCAGAAGAAAAACUCGAAUACCUUAGCAAAUUAGCAUUGGGCGCUAAACUCCAGCGAGCAUUGCGAUGGAGAAUGAUAGGGCAAGACGCAGAAAUGCGGGUGCGCGUCCGAUCACAACCGAUACAAAGUGAGAAAUUAGACAAAUUAUCUCUGAUGUGA
Messenger RNA from Blumeria graminis f. sp. triticale, 366 nucleotides. The record is from the annotation of a GenBank genome assembly. NCBI's taxonomy places the organism in Eukaryota, Fungi, Ascomycota, Leotiomycetes, Helotiales, Erysiphaceae.